Molecule: messenger RNA, 990 nt
Organism: Pelmatolapia mariae (spotted tilapia)
Lineage: Eukaryota; Metazoa; Chordata; Actinopteri; Cichliformes; Cichlidae
Product: galanin receptor type 1
Exons: 8
Coding region: 1-990 (329 amino acids)
Biological process (GO): G protein-coupled receptor signaling pathway; cellular response to light stimulus; phototransduction
Cellular component (GO): plasma membrane
Molecular function (GO): G protein-coupled photoreceptor activity
Source: RefSeq, a predicted model, not a curated record
AUGAGGGUUGGGCGUGCUCCCUUACCUUCUCAAGUGACUGGGUUGCUUAAUGGGACUGUAUUCAUUGAUUCUCCAUGGUCAAAUCCAGAAAAGUGGGUUCUGGUGACUGUGUUGGGCUUGGAGAUGACCAUGGGUGUUAUGGGAAACAGUUUAGCUCUGCUUGUCAAAGUUCUGUGCCGAGGAAAGUUCUGCUGUCGUUACUGGUUUCCUUUCAUGAGUCUAACCCUCUCAGACUUAGUUUCUGAUAAUGAACUGUGUUGUCAAGGCUCCUGCCUCCUCCUCAUCUCGACCUCCAUGCUGACCAUACUCACAGGAGGUCAAAAGUCACCGUGGUGUGAGGUGGUCACCCUGCUGAAGUUUGCGUUUGUCAGCUCAUCUAUAGGGAGUAUAGCAGUCCUAUGUGUGCAGAGAUCAAUUGGCAUAAAUUCGAUAGAUGGCGCCAUCUUUGUUGUCAUGGUGACAGCAUGUUUGGCUUCUUGGGUUACAGGGGUAGUUUUUGGGAGCAUCCCUGUUGUCUAUGCUUGGAUCAGGUACGAUCCUGCUGAGACACUCUGUACUGUGUUCUUGGAGAGCAGCUACUCAGACAUGCUGGUCUACAAUCUCUGUGCUUUCUCCAUUUGCAUCUUCUUCCCCUUACUUCUCAUCUUUGGCUGCUCUGUAAUGAUGGCUACUGGCUGCCACUUUAGUGACAGUAACGAAGCAGAAGAUCUGUCUAAAGUUACUCCUCUGUUGGGGUCCUGUUGUAUGAUCUGCUACACUCCCUUCUUUGUGUCUGAGUUGAUCCUGCUGGCUAAGAUGGACCUGUCACCGGCACCAGACUUUUUAAGGACAUUGUCCACAAUUUUGUCAUAUCUAGACUGUGGUCUGAAUCCUCUUAUCUACUUUUCACAUCAAGAUUUUCGUGAAGCAGGACUGACCGUGCUGUGGAACAAAAGAAAACCAAUGUCUGCAGUGCCUGUUCUCACUGCUAUCACUAAAUAUAAGCUGUAA